Diorhabda sublineata is the source of this 3149-nucleotide messenger RNA. RefSeq names its product sodium-dependent dopamine transporter (gene DAT). Gene Ontology annotation, molecular function: dopamine:sodium symporter activity. NCBI's taxonomy places the organism in Eukaryota, Metazoa, Arthropoda, Insecta, Coleoptera, Chrysomelidae. Gene Ontology annotation, biological process: dopamine uptake involved in synaptic transmission; sodium ion transmembrane transport. The record is from RefSeq and is a predicted model, not a curated record. The coding region runs from base 235 to 2058 and encodes 607 amino acids. Gene Ontology annotation, cellular component: presynaptic membrane; neuronal cell body membrane; neuron projection. The transcript has 11 exons.
GUCACUUGUUUGUCGAUUGCGAAAAGGUCCGUUCCUCUUGGGGAAAAUAUUGUGUUUAACAUCUACAAGAAGUUGAGAAAGUCUUCUGGAUGGGCCAGAUUGAUUCUAGCUUUUCUCUCAUCAUCACUUUGUGGCGUUAGCAAGAGAUGCGAGAAAUAAAUUGUACGCACUGUGUUGACGGCACACAUUAUUAUCUUUUGCUGUUGGCUUUUUCGCCGUUAAAAGAAGAAGAGUAUGUCGUGUAAGGAGAGUCUCAGAAGUCCUCGAGGUGCUCCUGAACUUCCACCAGCGACAACUGAUGGGCGAGAAACGUGGAGCAAAAAAGUCGACUUCUUGCUGUCGGUCAUAGGUUUCGCUGUAGAUCUAGCAAACGUGUGGAGAUUUCCUUAUUUGUGUUAUAAAAAUGGAGGCGGAGCAUUUUUGGUUCCUUAUUGUGUUAUGUUGGUUAUUGGAGGCAUACCACUCUUUUACAUGGAAUUAGCUUUGGGUCAGUUUAACAGAAAAGGAGCCAUUACUUGCUGGGGCAGAAUAUGUCCGUUAUUCAAAGGUAUUGGGUAUGCCGUAGUCUUGAUAGCUUUUUACGUUGAUUUCUAUUACAAUGUUAUAAUUGCUUGGGCUUUAAGAUUUUUCUUUGCCUCCUUUACGAAUUUAUUACCUUGGACAACAUGUGACAAUUCCUGGAACACUCCUAAUUGUAGACCAUUCGAAUUUCCUACCAGAAACUAUUCAGAUUUCAAUCGAACUGAGCUUUUAGAAAUAACAGGACCAACGGAUUCUCGAUUCGCAUCAGCCGCUUCGGAAUACUUCAAUCGAGCUAUCUUAGAGCUCCAUCAAAGUCAAGGUUUACACGAUCUGGGUGCUAUAAAAUGGGAUAUAGCUCUGUGCCUUUUAGCAGUAUACAUUAUAUGUUAUUUUUCUUUGUGGAAGGGCAUAUCAACGUCUGGAAAAGUUGUUUGGUUUACCGCUUUGUUCCCGUACGCAGUUCUAUUAAUUCUUUUAGUAAGAGGAAUAACAUUACCAGGUUCUGCAGAAGGAAUCCAAUAUUAUUUGAGUCCGAAUUUUGAAGCCAUUGGAUCGGCAGAGGUUUGGGUAGAUGCGGCAACACAAGUUUUUUUCUCUUUGGGUCCAGGAUUUGGUGUUCUCUUAGCAUACGCUUCCUAUAACAAAUAUCAUAAUAACGUGUACAAAGACGCACUCUUAACCAGUGUAAUCAAUUCAGCAACAAGUUUUAUAGCAGGAUUUGUCAUUUUUUCGGUGCUAGGGUACAUGGCACACGCAGCCGGAAGGCCAAUUCAAGAAGUGGCAACUGAAGGUCCAGGGUUAGUUUUCAUUGUUUAUCCAGCAGCGAUAGCCACCAUGCCUGGAAGCAUUUUUUGGGCGCUGAUAUUUUUCAUGAUGCUACUAACCUUAGGCUUAGAUAGUUCGUUUGGUGGUUCGGAAGCUAUAAUCACCGCUCUAAGUGACGAAUUUCCAAAAAUAGGAAGAAACAGGGAAAUUUUCGUCGCUUGCUUAUUCACUUUAUAUUUUUUGGUCGGACUGGCAUCGUGCUCUCAAGGUGGAUUUUAUUUUUUUCUACUUCUGGAUCGUUACGCUGCAGGGUAUUCUAUGCUUUUCGCAGUAUUUUUUGAAGCCAUAGCAGUUUCGUGGAUAUACGGGACUCAACGUUUUUGUGAUGACAUCAAAGAUAUGAUCGGUUUCGCGCCAGGAUACUACUGGAGAUUUUGUUGGAAAUUUGCAGCGCCAGUAUUUUUAUUAUUUAUUAUUGUUUACGGUCUAUUAGGGUACGAACCAUUGACUUACGAAAAUUACGUUUAUCCCGGUUGGGCGAAUAUUCUUGGUUGGGUUAUUGCAGGAUCUUCGGUGCUUAUGAUUCCUAUUGUUGGACUGUAUAAAUUCAUCGUCACACCUGGGUCUUUCCUUAUGAGAAUUCGAAUUUUAACGACCCCAUGGCGUGAUACUCAAAGAACUCCUCAAAUAAAUGGAGUUAUUCAAACGGAAAGUCAGCAAGUUCGUUUAUCGGCGCCAGAACUACCAAACCAACCACAGGUUGAAGUGUGAGAUAAGAGAAUUACUAAAUUUAAGGAAUAUUACGUUUAAUUAUUUCUAAUCUAAUUAUUCGGAAAGAUCUUAAUUUUUUCUUUUAUAUUGGUUCCGCUUAAUAGAAAUAAACGGUCUAGUCCUAGAGUAUUUUAUAUCAAAAGUGGUAAAAUUAUGUGUAAUUGUGUUAAUGUUUAGAUUUAAAUAAAUUUGUAAAAAUAUCCCCUAAAUGUUAACAGUAAUAAUGUUUAUACCUAGACCAAUGACCAAUGAAAAACUAGUUGAUCCGAUCAUUACCUAAUUCAUUUCGAUAGAAUAUCAUUAGCACAAUAAUUCUAUUAGUAUUAUUUAUUAUAUAUUCCAAUGUAUAAUAUUGUAUUCUAUGAUCAAAAAGUUGUUUUAUCCAAAGAACAAAAACCGUUUAAUUUAACUUUGUAGACGCCAUUAAAAUCAUCAUCAUCAUCUUGACAUUUAAUUAGGAUAUCCUGUACACAAAGAAAAAUUUCGCAUUUCAAUGUUAUGUUUUUGACGUCAUUGUUUACUCCACCAUUUCAGUCCACUAUUUAAUUUUUGAGUUUUUUUGGGCUUCCUGCUGUAUUUUCUUUUAAGAAAGAAGGUAAAUUUGUAUUCGCUUUGUACCAUUUUUUGUUGCAAAAAAAAUUUUUUUCGAUACAAAAAAGUGAUUCAAAAUAAUUAAAUACAUCUAAUAAAUCUAAAUGUGUCAUAAAAAAAUAAAAUAUAAAGAUACAAAAUCAUAUUUUGUGAUUAUGUGAUAUAAUAAAUAGCACACGCAGUAACUUCUUGUACGUAACCUAUAAAUGCAAAAUGUUUAAUUGAUUGUGUAAUCUUAAACAGUUAGCUGAUUCUCAUUGUGUUUGUUACAAGUUCGAAAGACUUAACGUGAUGGUAUCAGUCCAUGACUCUGUUCCUAACCUGACACUGAAAUUUAUUAUUUCUGAAAUAAUGAAAAUAACUACUUUAUAAUAAAAAUGUUGUCACCACUAGUUUCAGUAAAAAUAUCAAGUUGACGACUCUUUUACAGGCAGAUACAAGAAAAAAAAUUCGAGAUUAGCAUAUUUGUUUGAAAAUUGAGUAAAAGUUGAUGUAAAAUA